Molecule: messenger RNA, 1314 nt
Organism: Asparagus officinalis (garden asparagus)
Lineage: Eukaryota; Viridiplantae; Streptophyta; Magnoliopsida; Asparagales; Asparagaceae
Product: receptor-like protein kinase HSL1
Biological process (GO): protein phosphorylation
Molecular function (GO): protein kinase activity; ATP binding
Source: RefSeq, a predicted model, not a curated record
AUCUAUCAGAUAACAUGUUAACCGGUUCAAUUCCAGAUUCUAUGGGGAGUAUGAAGCUCAACAUCCUUAAUCUCUCUUCCAGCGAUCUCUCGGUAUAUGAUGAGAGUUUUCUCUUGAACCCAAAUCUCUGCUCCUCAAGUUCUCUAAUAAAUGUCAGAAUUUGUUCGCAAAAGAGUUCCUCUAGAGAGUUACUUGUUCUUCUCGGUGCGCUUCCCCUUUUGGCUAUAAUUUCUCUUGGCCUAUCGUUCAUUUUGAGAGGAUACACGAGAAGAAAUCGCAGCAAUGUAGUCAAUGCAUGGACGAUAACAACUUUUCACCGUUUGGGCAAUUUCAACAAGUCCAACAUUGCGAAAGGACUCACUAAUGAGAACUUGAUCGGAAGGGGAGGUGGAGGAUUAGCAUACAAGAUCACCCCCAGCAACCAAAGCAGAGACACCGUAGCUGUGAAAAAAAUCCGUAACAGUGCAAGGCUGGAAAAGGAGUUCCAGGCAGAAGUUCAGCUCCUUGGCUCGAUUCGACGCAACAUCAUCAAGUUACUUCGCUGCAUCUCGAGUGCCGACUCCAAAAUUUUGGUGUAUGAAUAUGAGGAAAACGGGAGUCUAGACAUGUGGCUUCAUCAUAGAUGCCGAUCAUCUGUUUCAGGACGAUCUGUGUCACGGGAUUGGCCGAUGAGAUGGAUGAUUGCAGUGGGAGCAGCCAAGGGGUUGUGCUACAUGCAUCAUGGUUGUUCUCCUCCAAUCAUGCAUCGUGAUGUUAAGUCUAGCAACACCUUGUUGGACUCGGGUUUUAACGCUAAGAUUGGGGAUUUCGGGCUGGCUAGAAUGCUAAUGAAGGCUGGAGAGCUAGAGUCGGUAUCUGUGGUAGCCGGUUCUUUUGGUUAUAUGUCUCCAGAAAGCGGAUGGUUGAGAAAGGUGAAUGAGAAGGUAGAUGUGUUUAGCUUCGGUGUAGUACUUCUGGAGCUGACCACUGGCAGAGAAGUAAACUACGUCAACGAGCACGCUUGCCUAGCUUACUGGGUGUGGCAACGGUUCCAAGAGGUAAUCGAUAAAGAUAUCAGAGAUUCAUCUUAUCUUGAUGAUAUUCUGGCUGUAAUCAGAUUAGGUAUCUGUUGUACUGGGGCGUUGCCUGCGUAUAGACCUUCGAUGAAGGAGGUGCUGCAGAUCUUGCAAGGGUGCAAUCAGAAGAAUGCUGGAAACUGAUCAGGUCCAGCAUAGAGCAAUACAGCUCCACUUAUCAGAACAAAUUCCAAAUGAGGGAGCAGUAGGAGGUCAUCAGAGGUUGAAGAAGAAGGUGAUCAUGGUAAUUGUCCCUAAG